AUGUCGGGCCGCAUUCAACACGGCCGCAUCGGCAAAUACACUUAUCCAGAUAAAAGGGCUUUUCCCACUCUUGAUAAGCCAUACUUCUUCAAACCUACCGCGGACAACCGGCGUUUACGCCCUUACAACAAGACACGUUAUGUGUUCAACUUCUCCCAAUGGGAAGGCAAAACUGUUCAUGAGUUGGCCUUCGACGAGCGAGACCGCGGUGGUCUCGACUUCCUCUUUUUCAUCGUUAGCGACAAGUUCGAUUUGGCGCGUCGCCCCGACCUCAUCAUUGCACUGCGCUCCCUUCAAUAUAGCUAUUAUAACAAUUAUCUCUUCCCGACAUUCACUACGGGGCUCACCAAACGAGGAUUCAAGAGGGGGUUGAGAAAAGGAGCGUGGAAUCUAUCGUACGAAAAAACACCGUUCGACCACUUCAUCGAAUUGUCAGAACCUCACAAGAUACAUCGAUGGACGCGUAAAAAGCCGGAUGUUACCUUCGAUGCGGAGCCACUCGCUGCACUGCGGCCUGAAGGCGCAGACCUGGAACAAAGGAGUGCAUGGGACGCGUACCCGAUACGUCUAACUUUCUAUGGAGUCCCGACCCGAAUUGAACGCUUGUUCAUCGAUGACCCAGAGAAGAAGGCGACCUACCUCACCGUAUCACCCGCCGGAAUUCAAGGACACGAUAUUGAAGAUAAGUUUAUCAAUCUCACCAUGAAGCUUGAUGAGGAAGGCAGAGAGCCUGGUUGGGCAGAAAGUAUGCUAGGCCUUCCUUUCCACUUCUCAGGAGCUCUUUGCAGUACAGAUACCGUCGACUUGGUGGACACAAAUUUUGAAAAGGUGGAUGACGAGUUCGAUAUCAAAAGCGGGCUUCGCUUUGAACUAAGAGGUACUGUUGGUACUGUUGAUGAUGGAAAAGUAUCUGUCAAGCCAGACUGGAUGGAUCCACGGCUCUUGGAAGAUCAGAGAAAUCGCGAAACGAUGCACAUGACUUUAAAUGAGGGUGUUCAAGUCCCAGUUGUUGGAGAGAAGUAUCUGAUCAAGGGUAUCAUUCCGCCGCCAGACCGCGACAGGUGGGAGCGGCGUCUAUUCGAUUGGAAACAAGCUACGCUACCGGACGGAGUUUGGAAGGCUUUCGUAUUUGAUCGCAUUGCGGAGUAG
Messenger RNA from Alternaria conjuncta, 1149 nucleotides. RefSeq lists its product as uncharacterized. NCBI's taxonomy places the organism in Eukaryota, Fungi, Ascomycota, Dothideomycetes, Pleosporales, Pleosporaceae. The record is from RefSeq and is a predicted model, not a curated record. The transcript has 2 exons. Bases 1 to 1149 code for a protein of 382 amino acids.